GCCUUGUGUUUAUGUUAGUGCUUGUGUUGUGCGAGUGUCGAGCCAUCCGAGUCCCUGUCGUGUGGGACGAGAGCAAAAAUAGUGAAGUGAAAGAGGUUCCAGUGACACUGCAGCAAUCUCAUCAACAAUCUAUUCCGACGGAAUAUUUUGAAUAUAAAGCACAUAAACCUCAGUUCGCUGUUGAUGUUGCUGAAUUCCAUGGUGUUAAAAAUCCAUAUGAGCAUUAUAAAGCGUAUCCUGUGAGACCGUUUACUGGUAAACAUAAGCCGGAGUUAGGAAUACGUCACAUGUUAGAUGAAGAUAAAGAGAUAUAUAAACCUUUUCAGCAAUAUGUAAAUAGUAAUGAAGAAAUACAAAGUCAAAUAAUUCCAACAUCGUCGAGUUAUCAAGUGUUCCAUCCAUAUAAAGCCGAGGAGCCAGCCCUUGAAGAAUUGUACAAAGACCCGGUUUUAGAUAAAAUAAGAAGUGAUUUAGAAAACAGCAAAGCCAUGGCACAAAAAUAUCAGCAAGAAGCGGGAGAACCAAAUAUUGAAGAAGGUGAAUAUUUAGAGAGCCCAGAGCAAACCGAUAACAAGAAAUUUCCUCACAAGAAUAUCCCAGCUCCUUACGAGAUCCACAGACCCUUACGACAGCCAGUAUACUAUAGAACCCCGCCAAAAGCUUUUACACAUGAACAAAUUCUAAAUAACAAAUUUAGACAUCCGUGGAACCAAAACUUUGUGAAAGUUAGACCGCUACAUUAUCGACCAUUGAAAUCUCAUCUUCACAAUUUAAGACAACACCAUGCUCUGAAAUAUGAUGAUGAACGUAAUGAGUAUCCGCAAGUUCCGCCAUCAGAAAAUUUCGCGGAACCGCCUGAUGGUUACGAUAUUUAUUUAAAAGGUCAAGAACGGUAUAAUAAACUGAGAAAUAAUGUUGACGAGUCCAUCAAUAAAGCUGUCUUAAAUAAUCGUCCUCCUGCUUAUGAAAGACUUGAACUGCAAAAUAAAGAUAAUAACGAAGAAAGUGAUGAAAAUGAUUUUGUACCCAUCAAAAGUUACGCACAAGUCAGAAAGACUGAAACUACUAAACAUCUGCCAAAGGCAGCAGCGUUAGCAGAUGCCAUUAGUUAUGACGAUAUAAUAAAUGCUCACCGUUUGAGAGAAGCUGUUAAGAGUACUAAAGCUCAAACCGUCUACUCUGAAGAAGGAUACGAAGACGCAGCAUACGACCAUGCCGGUGAACAGAAACAUGCGUCUGAUCAUGAGGGUCAUGGUGGUUUCCUAAAAGAAUCAGAAAUCAGUGGAGGAAAAUAUAAAACGCCUUCCUUCAGUGGUAAGUACCAAGAUUCGAGUGGGUCAGUUUAUAGAGAUAAGAAGCUCCAUGGCAAAAAAUGGAAAGAGGACAACAAAGACAAAGACGAUCAAAAUGACUCCGAAGAUUACUCUGAAGACGAACAUGAUAAUUUUGAAGAAGAAGAUGCCUAUGGAAAUGUUCCAGAUGACGAUUUACGACACAAGCGAGAACAUGACUCAAAAAACGACCAAGACAAUGAAAGCUCGAAUAAUUCUCCGGUUCAUGAACAAAAUGAAAAUAAUGAAGAGAGAGAAGAUCAUGAUGUUAAUAAACGCGAAGCGAACUUUGAAGUUCCGGAAUUUGAUUUCAACUCAACAUUUAUAAGUGAGGAAGAAUUAAAUAAAAUUGCAAAGCUUAAGUUACCUAAGAAAAAAAAGAGUAAUUUGAGAGAAAAAUAUCCAUACUACUUUAAAAAACUAAAGACCGUACAUAAAGACUCUCCACUACGGUAUGCUGAAAAUUUAAAACUGAUGCCUGUAAAAUCUAAAGGAGGCACAGAAUUUUACGAUUCACGGUCAAAUAUAGAAUGUGCAGAAGUCGAUGAUGAAGUCGAUCCCAUACCAGAAAAAAUUAAAAAUAAUGGCACCCAAACUUCUGAAGAACAUGACGACGACGAUCAACCUAAUGCAGGUGAGAAAUCAAAGUUUGAUAACUCAAAAAAUAAGCAGCGACUGAAAGGCCUUGGAGAUAAAAUUGAUUGUUUUAAGGCUAAAUAUUUUGGUAAAAAUCCACUAGACAGUCCAUUUUUCAAAGAAGACAUUAUUGCCAACCCAGAACCAAUUAAGACUCCUAAGCUAGAAACAUUUAAACUAAACAACUUUGGAAAAUUAUCAUCAAAUCUAAAUGGUGAUAGCUUUAAAGAUGCAACUGAUUUUGCUUUGUUGAGAGAUAAAUUAAACAACGGAUCAACGGCACUCCAGGACUCUUUAGUUAAAGCAACAGAAGAACUUAAAUCUUCCGUUCUGUUACCUUCCAACUUUAGUUUUCCAGAUGCCAAUCAGCAAAGUAAAGUAUAUGCAGAUAUUUUAGAAAAUAUAAAGCAAAAUUUUCAAAAUCCAUUUCUAAGACAAAGUGACGCAAAAGUUGUUGACCGAGUAUUUAAUACGUCUAUUGGUGAUAACGAGGCAAAAAAUCUAACCUACGAGUCAUUAAAAAAUAGAGAAGUUAUACCGAAACCACCUUCAUCACUACGACAAAAAAGAGCUGCACCUUUCAUAUAUGAACCGUAUAAAAUUAUUAGAGAAGGCCAGGGCCCAGAAUCCAAAAAAACAACAACGACAGGUAACAUAAGUCCACUCAUUAAACAACUUCAAUCAAGUAAAAUUGUUGAAAAGGUACUAUAUUUUAACCAUGACAAAGAUCAACCGGUCAAACGCAAUGUACGAACACGCACUUACAAAGACAUAAGUAGAAAAGAUAGGGGAAAAAGUACUAAUAAGGACGAAAUAGGGUUUGUAGACGUGAAUAUUGAUCAACGAAGAGGAGAACCAAGGUACGAGAUAAAACCUGCCAAUCACAAGACACAUUAUUCACCAGUUGAUCACAAAAAAGCAAUGUCAGUUGAAGAUUAUGAAACUCGAACCAACACAACAAUUGCACCCACAAGAAAUAGGAAAUCAUCUAAAGCAAAGUAUGUAGAAUCAAGAUUUUCUCCAUCGUCUAUAGAAUCUGCCGCUUCCAAGACAGUGAACAGGGUAGUAAGUACUACGUCUGCACCUAAAAAAAUAAGAGAACCCCAAACACCGAUAGAAAGUGAAGAAAGUGGGGAAGACUAUGAGGAAUAUGAAGACGAUGAAGAAGUCCCAAUAACGACCACUAGCACAACUAUCAGACCAUCUUUUAGGAGAAGGGCGCGACCUACUACUACAACCGCAAAACCAACUAAAUUUGAGGAAGAUGAUGAUGCAGAAGAGCUACCGAAGCUACGCUUAAUUACAAGAUUUAACAAACCACAUAUAACUGAAAAACCUUUCAUAAAAAAGGAGUCAAUUAAAUAUAAACCUACUGAAAUUGAUACUAACGAUGAUAUCAAUGCCCCAAAAUAUACAGAAAAGAAAAAGAAAACUAGAAAAUCGACGUUAGUUACGGACUCUAAAAGGUAUGGAGAUGAAGAAGAUGAUGAUAUGAUGAAAGAGGAAGUCGAUGCAAUGAUUGGAGGGAAACAAAAUAUGAAUGACUAUGUGCCUAGCUAUGCGAAAGAAGCUGAUACUGCAAUGGAAAACAUAAAAAAGAAAGUGCCCGAGUCAAGUGAAGAAAGCGAAGGAAGUGAGGAGGAAGAUGAUGAAGAUGAAGAUGAGGAUAACGAUGACGACGAAGAUGAAGACGAAAGAGAGGAUGACGAUGAUGAAACGUCACCAUCAUCUGGCGAAGAUGAGACAGAAAAAGAAUCUCAUCCAGAACCAAUCGUUUUGACUACCCCUGAACCAACAAAGCGUACUCUUCUUCGAACUACAGAAGCACCUAUCUCUACCACUGAAGCGCGUAAUUUAAAAAUAGAUCUCAAACCAGUUAUCCAUAAAAAGAAAGUGGAAAUUCAUAAAGAAUUGCCGGUCAACAUGUCAGCUCCCCAUGUUACACAGUUUAGGCAAGACAUAAAAGAAGUAGAAAUAAUUAAAGAACUGCCUCAAAAACGCAGGAAACCUCAAAAAAAUGUUGAAGCACUAAAUCUGUUCAAAGAUGAAACCUUAGCGGAAGAAAUAAAUAAAUUGAAAGAUGUGGAAGUAUUCAAAGAAAAUUUGGAUACUAAGCAAGGACCUAGACAUGGAGGAAAUUAUCGAGCCGCUGAGAUCAAAUUAACGCCAGUUGUAAGUUCAACCCAAACACCUUUACGAAGAAGAGGUUCAGGACAACAACGAAUCGUUCAGAAGCCUGAAAUCGAAGAAUCAGAUAUAAAGGAUGUCGAGGUUAAAUCGAAACGUGGCGGACACAUGAAGUUAAUAAAAGAUGUGCGAGUUAAAGACAACGAACCAGCAAACGCAAAACAUAUUGAGCUAAGCGAAGUAGAUCAACCUCGAGCAUUACAUGGAGGUAACCUGAAAUCGUUACAGGAUACUUACAAGUCUCGUGGAAACAAUAAGAGUGCAAAACUGAUCGAACUUGAUGAUGAAUACGACGAUGACGACGACUCCGAUAAAACGCAUGGAUCGUACGACAAUAAUGGAUCAAGAGGUGGAUUGCACGGAGGCAACUAUAGAAGUGCCAAAUUGGUACAAGCAGAAGCACCUAAAGAUGAUUCAGAAAAAAUAAAUAAACAAGAAUUACAGUCGAGAAGUAAAAAUGUAAAAAAUGGCCGACACAGUGCUGCAGAAGUCCUAGAAGGCUUUGCAAAAGCUGUUCCUUUAUUGACAACUACGCCAAACUAUAUAAAAGACCCUAGUAAGCGUAUGUAUUAUUACGUCGAUACCUAGAAAAUAAGAUUAUACGCCAUGAAUGGACUGAUUUGUCUUAGUCUUCAUA
Messenger RNA from Cydia strobilella, 4791 nucleotides. RefSeq lists its product as uncharacterized. Lineage: Eukaryota; Metazoa; Arthropoda; Insecta; Lepidoptera; Tortricidae. Bases 12 to 4742 code for a protein of 1576 amino acids. The transcript is spliced from 2 exons. The record is from RefSeq and is a predicted model, not a curated record.